Molecule: messenger RNA, 1074 nt
Organism: Symbiodinium necroappetens
Lineage: Eukaryota; Dinophyceae; Suessiales; Symbiodiniaceae
Source: the annotation of a GenBank genome assembly
UUUACUUUCAAGCAUGCAAGUCGCUGGUUUACGUUAUGUCAUGCAUCGUCCAUUCUGCGAGAUUGCAUCUACUUUCGCUGGGUGUCCGAUGCGACUGCCGCAGGUCACAAAGGUGGUGCAUGCUGGCUCCUCGAUGGAAAUGUCACGGAGGUGCUGAAUCCACUGGCCACAUCCGGGCCGAAGGUGUGUCCGGCAGGGAGCAGCGAGCGAGUCAAGGUCAUGUCAAACGUGGUCAAUUCCGUGCUCGCCCCAACAGUGGCGCCCACAAAGGUGGACGUGCCAACUUCGGCGCUCUCCGUGGACACUUCCACCGCGGCUCCUGCAAAGGAGGCCUUUACCAACAGUGCCGGCGCGGGUGCCAAGUCUACUGUGAGUGAGCAUGCUGUGGGUGCAGUUCCGGUUAUGGUGGGACAGGUUGUGGCUCCAGUGCUGGACUGCGAUUGGCGGCGACGGCCCUUCGUGGGCACCUGGAUGUUUGUGGCCGUUGGGUUUUGCUUCCAGCUAACUCAGGGUGGCCCGACUUUGGCCGUGAUUGUCUGCAGGUACAGGCCGCCUGACGAGCUGCCUUCCGCUGCUCUCCCAGUGAUCGUCCCAGAGCAUUUGAAAGUGCUGUCCUUGCCUUCGAACCCUGCGCUGCAAUGCCUAUUCACUGGAUCGCUGAACAUGCCGAGCGUCGGCCGCAGUGCAUCCUUCGAGGAAGGGCCAGUGGACAGUUCUGCGAGAGCUCGGGCAAGGAUCGCAUUCACAGAGUGCAAGGCCAUUCCCGAAUCGCAGUGGGCCGGGAGCCCGGGGCAGCUCUCCGCCUUCGAGCGAAAAACACCCGAGGCGGCCUGCAACAGCACUCACCCGGAGCUUCCAAAGGAGGCGAUAGAGCCUGGCCCACCAACAGUGAAGAUGGCACCGACCGUACUCUUCACCUGCUGUAUCUAUGACCACGCGCUGGCGGUGUCCACUGAGAGAUCUGAAAGCCGGAGCCCCCGGUGCUCUUUGAGGGAUCGCGGGGAGGAUGAAGGGCUCGCGGGACUCUGGGGGGACUCCUGGUUUCAAGCACUUCUCAAGGCUCUGAGGGUUUAG